AUUUGUGGAUUCUGUCUGUCUGCUUGGCGUUGUUUGCGUGCACGGAGCAAUUUUUUCUCACAAAAUCCCCGAGAUAUACUUUGGGAAACCUCCCUAAAACUACUGCAAUCUGCUCAGUGUGGUGUAAAUUGUAUUCCAAGGUGGAGUCUCAAGCCGGAAUUGGCGGGUCGAGGAAACUGAGUGAUCCGGCUCAUACGGAGGUGGCAGAAAUGGGCGAUCGCGGCGAUGGAGCUGAAUCGUUUGAUGACGCCGUCGAGGAGCGGGUCAUCAAUGAGGAGUACAAGAUAUGGAAGAAGAAUACUCCUUUUCUGUACGAUCUGGUGAUGACCCAUGCACUGGAAUGGCCUUCGCUGACUGCUCAAUGGCUACCGGACGUGACGAAGCCGGAAGGGAAGGACUACUCGGUGCACCGUCUCAUACUCGGGACCCAUACGUCUGAUGAGCAGAACCAUCUUCUCAUUGCGAGUGUCCAGCUGCCCAACGAGGAUGCCCAAUUUGACGCAAGUCACUAUGACAAUGAGAAGGGAGAGUUUGGCGGAUUUGGAUCAGUUUCCGGGAAGAUUGAAAUCGAAAUUAAGAUCAACCAUGAGGGUGAGGUAAAUAGGGCGCGCUACAUGCCUCAGAAUCCGUGCGUGAUUGCUACCAAGACUCCCUCAAGUGACGUCCUCGUGUUCGAUUACACCAAACACCCCAGCAAGCCCGAACCAAGCGGCGAGUGUCAUCCGGAUUUGAGACUUCGUGGGCACCAGAAGGAGGGUUAUGGGUUGUCGUGGAACCCCAAUUUAAACGGGUAUCUUCUGUCGGCAAGCGAUGACCAUACCAUCUGUCUGUGGGACAUCAACGCAACACCGAAAGAGCAUCGUAUCAUCGAUGCCAAGAACAUCUUCACCGGCCACACGGCCGUGGUGGAGGACGUGGCCUGGCAUCUGCUUCACGAAUCUCUAUUCGGAUCGGUUGCCGACGACCAAAAGCUCAUGAUUUGGGAUACGCGAUGCAACAACACAUCGAAGCCAUCGCACACCGUGGACGCUCACACGGCUGAGGUCAAUUGCUUGAGUUUCAAUCCAUAUUCCGAGUUUAUCUUGGCCACCGGAUCUGCUGAUAAGACUGUGGCACUGUGGGAUUUGAGGAAUCUGAAGCUGAAACUGCACUCUUUCGAGUCGCACAAGGAUGAGAUCUUCCAGGUGCAGUGGUCACCUCAUAACGAAACCAUUCUCGCGUCCAGCGGCACAGACCGAAGACUCCACGUGUGGGAUCUGUCGAAGAUUGGCGAAGAACAAAGCAGCGAGGACGCUGAAGAUGGCCCACCGGAGCUCCUCUUCAUCCAUGGAGGCCACACUGCCAAGAUCUCUGACUUCUCGUGGAAUCCCAACGAGCCGUGGGUGAUCUGCUCUGUGUCAGAGGACAACAUAAUGCAAGUGUGGCAAAUGGCUGAAAAUAUCUACAAUGAUGAGGAGCCAGAAGUUCCCACCGGUGACCUCGAGGCGCCAACAGCAUAAGAGAUCCAU
Messenger RNA from Phlebotomus argentipes, 1508 nucleotides. RefSeq names its product chromatin assembly factor 1 p55 subunit (gene Caf1-55). The transcript is spliced from 5 exons. Gene Ontology annotation, molecular function: histone binding. The record is from RefSeq and is a predicted model, not a curated record. Lineage: Eukaryota; Metazoa; Arthropoda; Insecta; Diptera; Psychodidae. Gene Ontology annotation, biological process: regulation of gene expression. The coding region runs from base 210 to 1499 and encodes 429 amino acids. Gene Ontology annotation, cellular component: ESC/E(Z) complex; NuRD complex; nucleus.